AUGAUGGGGAGGAAAAAACCUUGGAGUUUGUUUACAGCUGUGAUUUGGACAGUCAAUUUAAAAUAAAUUUGCGUUCUUUGGACUUCUUAAGCUUAGAAAAAUUCUUCAUUCGUAAGUUUUUGGAGGCUCCUAAUAAUCUUUUUUAUCAGGCUUUUAAGCCUCCUUUUGAACUUUUUGCACUUGUAAAACUUUUUUCUAACGACAAUCCGCUCUGCCUGUCUGCGAGAUCCAAGUCGUGUUUUAUAGGACCAGGCGGAGUUUGGAACGAAACUAUUAGUUUUCCUAUCAAGUGUAACUCGCUCCCCCGAGAUGCUUGUCUUGCCUUCACUCUAUAUACGAUGUUUACAUUUGGAGCCUACGAACCUGUCGGUGGAGCUACGAUUUCUUUAUUUAAGAGUUCGGGAAAGCUACGAGAAGGUCGUCAAUGUUUAGAAUUGUGGGAAGACCAAGUUGCCGAUUGCUCAUACCCUUCAUUAACACCGGGUUUAAAAAAAUCGUCUACUUUGCUGUCCAGAUUGAAUAAAUUACUAAAGCAGUACGAAAAGGGUGAAAUGAAGAGGGUUUACUGGCUGGACGUGUACACCUUCAAAAAAAUUGAAAAAAUCAAGCUUGCAGAGGAGGGGCAAAGUUUCAGUAUGCAGAUCGAGUUUCCUUGGUUUGAGUUACCAGUUCUUUAUGGCGAAACCGUUUCAACAACUAUCCCUUCACCUUCGACAAUUUCGGACAAAAUAUAUGAUCUCGAGGUUCAAUCAGAGAAUAUGUUUGAAACAAAACAUCGCUCGCUUACGCGUUCCAGCAGACAGGGUCAUUUAGGAAAGGACCUGAAACCUAAUCCUUCCGUUCGGAAUAUUUUAAACGCAACCAUGAGGUCACCGCCCACCAAAGCGUUGACCUCGAAGGAAAAAGAUCUUCUCUGGCGGUACCGAUACUUCCUGGCUGGCGAGGAAAAAGCGUUGACUUUUUUUCUCAAGUGUGUAGACUGGGAAAACCAAGGCGAGGUCCUGCAAGCCGUAAAGCUGUUAGGCAAAUGGGCGCCUAUUCAGGUUGACGACGCGCUCGAGCUGCUUUCAUCGACGUUCACCCAUCCGCAGGUGCGCAGUCACGCUGUCGCGUCCCUGGAGUCAGCCUCGGACAGUAAUCUUCUGUUGUUUCUGCUGCAACUAGUGCAAGCGCUGAAGUACGAUUUUCCCGGUGAUGAAGGUGGCAGUAGUAACUUGUGCUGCUUUCUUAUUAAACGCUCCCUUCGGAGUCACGUGUUCGCCGUCUCCUUCUAUUGGUGCGUGCAUGCGCAGUGCAGAGACAAGUUAACGGGAAAGGAGGGAGGGGAAUUUGCUAUUCGCAUUUAUAAGAAUGUGCGCCGCACAUUUCUAAAAGCUCUAAAGAAGAUUUUUUUUGCAGGCCUCGUCCAGUUUGUCGAGACUGCCUUGCCUCUGGCCUCCGUAUAUACUCAUGUUAAACGGCAUUUUGUUGAUGGGGACCCUUCCGCUCCAUACGGUGUCUCUCCCGACGUCAUGGAAACGUACAUCAGAAGUUGCGCUGGCUACUGCGUGAUGACGUACCUUCUGGGCGUCGGCGAUAGGCAUCCUGACAAUGUUCUACUAAAGCCUUCGGGGCAUCUCUUUCACAUCGAUUUUGCCUACAUUCUGGGAAGGGAUCCUAAACCUUUUGCGCCGCCUUUGAGGCUCUCGCAGGAAAUGGUGGACGGAAUGGGCGGGUUCGGCAGUCUGACCUACAAAAAAUUUCUUUCUUAUUGUUUCAGCGCCUUUUUGAUCUUAAGGCGCUCUGCCAAUUUAUUUCUGAAUCUCUUUUCCCUUAUGAAAGACUCUACUCUUCCGGAUAUCUUAAUAGAGCCUGAUAAAGUAGUUUCAAAGGUUCAAGAAAGGUUUCGUUUAGAUCUGAGUGAAGAAGAGGCUGUUCAUUACUUACAAUGUGUGAUUAGCGAUAGUCUCAGUGCUUUUAUUCCUCUUGUGUACGACAGUGUCCACAAGUACUUGCAGUACAUGCGCAAGUGA
This is a messenger RNA of Zophobas morio, 2012 nucleotides long. Its product is annotated as phosphatidylinositol 3-kinase catalytic subunit type 3-like. Lineage: Eukaryota; Metazoa; Arthropoda; Insecta; Coleoptera; Tenebrionidae. Gene Ontology annotation, cellular component: phagophore assembly site; endosome; phosphatidylinositol 3-kinase complex, class III, type II. Gene Ontology annotation, molecular function: 1-phosphatidylinositol-3-kinase activity. The record is from RefSeq and is a predicted model, not a curated record. Gene Ontology annotation, biological process: phosphatidylinositol-mediated signaling; endocytosis; phosphatidylinositol-3-phosphate biosynthetic process. The coding region runs from base 339 to 2012 and encodes 557 amino acids. The transcript is spliced from 19 exons.